CAUAGAUUUCGUCUCAAAAUUCAAUGGGUUCUUGAUAAAUAUUUCAAUUCUCUUCUCUAUCCUUUUUUUUUGGUGUACUUUUUAAUGUCAUAGUUGUUUACUUUUAAUAAGAAUUCUGUCUCUAUCAGACCCAUUUCUUUAUUCAAACUCAAUUUAUUUCGUGGAAUCUUUUACUCAACCUUGUAACGCACUUUGGUAUAAUCUUGCACGCUAACACGCUUUGGUGUUCUCAUCUUUUCUGUUUCAGACUCUUGGGCCAUCACUGAGCUUCUUGUAGAUUGUUGUUUGGAGCUGAAUUGUUGGUUGAUGGCGGAAUUUAUAGGGCCUCGAUUGUACAGCUGUGGUAAUUGUGGGAACCAUAUUUCGCUUCACGAUGAUAUAAUUUCCAAGGCUUUCCAGGGAAGACAUGGCCGAGCUUUUUUGUUCUCCCAUGCAAUGAACAUCGUGGCAGGGCCAAAAGAAGACAGACAUCUCAUUACUGGCCUUCACACUGUUGCUGAUGUCCGUUGUUCUGAUUGCCAUGUGGUGUUGGGGUGGAAGUAUGAACGAGCUUACGAGGCAUCCCAGAAGUACAAGGAGGGGAAGUUCAUACUAGAGAAGUCAAAGAUCGUUAAGGAGAACUGGUAGCAAUACAUUAGCAAUUGUACAGGAAGUUCAUCUUGUAAUUGUUUCUCAUUGUUCAUUCUUGCAAUGUGCUCAUCUCUGAAAGGAAGUAGUAAUUCGAAUAUUCAAUUUCCGUGUUAAUAAAAUUGUGGAAUUACUCAGAA
This is a messenger RNA of Alnus glutinosa, 767 nucleotides long. RefSeq names its product protein yippee-like At4g27745. The record is from RefSeq and is a predicted model, not a curated record. The transcript has 3 exons. Bases 307 to 627 code for a protein of 106 amino acids. Lineage: Eukaryota; Viridiplantae; Streptophyta; Magnoliopsida; Fagales; Betulaceae.